AUGCAACCCGAAAGCUCGGAAGGAGUUUCCAAACCGAAGCCGUUUUCCAUCGCGCUCUCAGCCGACUCUUCUCGCCGUUCAACGCCCACGCCGUCCACGCAAAGCAAACCAGCAGCUCCCUUCGGAACAAGAGAGCUCUCGAGCAGAACUCGAAGAUUCAACGAUCAUGAUUCAGCCAGUGAGGAUGAAGGAGAGCCAGUGCCAGAAGAAGUCACAGGGUUCGAUCACCAAGCUGGCGGUGCAAUAAUCAGCAAUAAGCGGGUGAAGAGGGAAAAGGAACCGCUAACUAUCAAGAUUGAGUCACGAAAUAAAUGGAGAGACAAGCUGCAUGCUCGCACACAGGGGGAGCGACGAAGUUUGCUACCUGCUGAAGUACAAGCUCAGAGGAAAAGGGAGGCAAAUGGAGCCGCGGAGUCCACAAUGGAGGUUGAUGCCCCGGAGGUUAAAGUUGGUUUGAGCUAUGCAGAGCCUAGCGCAGAGGCAGUUGCAACACAUACAGUGGCAGGGGAUAUGGAAAGUCAUGGAAAUGGGGACUAUGGAGGCGCGGGCGCCUCGGUGACUAAGGAAGAACCGAAAACGAAACCACUAUCGCAGGACGAGGCUGCUUUGCAGGCUCUCAUCCGUGAGAGCAAAGGGGAAUCGGCAGAAUUUAAACCGUCGGAUCUGGUCAUAACAGCCCGUCCUAACGAGAAUAACUCUUCAGCUUACGAUGAAACCAAAUCAUUUCGUCAAGAUAUAGAGUCACGUCCUGCCCCGGCAAGCUUGAGCGCCUAUAAUGCAGUGCCAGUGGAAGAGUUUGGUGCUGCAUUGUUACGCGGUAUGGGGUGGAAAGAGGGACAGCCUGUUGGUAGAGGAAACUAUGGAAAUACCCCGGUAACAGCCCGUGUCCCUGAGAGAAGGCCUGGAUACCUUGGAAUAGGCGCAAAAGAUCUCGGUGGGAAAGGAGAUGCUGAAGUCGAACUUGGAGCAUGGGGGAAGGCAGCAAUGAGAAAAGAAAAGAAUGAAGGUGAAGGGUUGUAUACACCUGUUAUUCUGAAAAGUAAGAAAACGGGUGAGAUCAUCACAGAAGAGGAUAGCGGAAACCAUCAGCGUCGAGACAGGGAUCAGGACAAGGAUCGAGAUAGGGACAGAGAUAGGGACAGAGAUAGGGACAGAGAUAGGGACAGGGAUAGGGAUCGAGACAGGGACCGUGGAUCAGGGCGCAAUCGGGAUAAAAGAGACGACCAACGUAGAGGUCAUGAUUACGGCAGGGAGAGAGACAGAACCGGCGAUAGAGAUAGGCGUCGAGACAGAGACAGGGAUCGAGACAGAAGGAGGGACUAUGACAGAAGAUAA
Messenger RNA from Trichophyton benhamiae CBS 112371, 1335 nucleotides. Its product is annotated as G-patch domain protein (Spp2), putative. The transcript has a single exon. NCBI's taxonomy places the organism in Eukaryota, Fungi, Ascomycota, Eurotiomycetes, Onygenales, Arthrodermataceae. Gene Ontology annotation, biological process: mRNA splicing, via spliceosome. The record is from RefSeq and is a predicted model, not a curated record. Gene Ontology annotation, molecular function: nucleic acid binding. Gene Ontology annotation, cellular component: spliceosomal complex. Bases 1 to 1335 code for a protein of 444 amino acids.